UUGCCUAGUGUGUUGCCUUUUCUGUAUUUAGUUGUGUGUUUUGUUAGCGCAAUUAGCCAGAGUGCACUGUAUGUUAAUUUCAAGCAAAAUGCAUGGCAAUUAAACCAAGUGCUUCACUAAUGAAAUGGUCAUCAGUGCUAUGUUGCUGACGGCUAACCAACACAUCGGGGCCAACCAACAACAGCAGCAGCAGCAGCAGCAACAACAAGAGCAGCAAGCAGCCAACAACAACAGCAGCGGCAACACUGCAACGCAACAACAGCAGCAGCAACAAGCGCAACAGCAGCCACAAGCAGAUUCACAUUCAGUAGCCGCAGCUGCUGGAUAUUAUGCGCUUGGGGGCAUACGCCUACCCAAGUCACCCUCGUUUCAUAGCGGCUUAGAUCUGCUGGCGGACGACGAUAACCCGACGUCAGCAACGGCGUCAACAGCUUCAAGCGAUAGCAACAGAUUUAAAUUCAGCAGCGUGGAGGAACUCAAGGCAAAGUUCGAGCAGCAGGCACGCAAGAUGCCGCUGUCUCCGCCAGAGGCAAAUGCAGCAAAUGCCCCAACAGCAGCAGCUGCAGCCGCCGCAUCAUCAUCACCAUCCUCUUCCUCAACCAGUUCGGUUUCCUCAUCUGCCUCAGCGCUGUCAUCGCUCUCACAGGCAGGCUCAUCCUCGCUUGCUUCGGCAGCGGCCAAUUCAUCAGCAUCCUCCUCAGCGGCCACCUACGGCGGUGGUGCGCAGUCGGCAGCUGCAGCGCUCAUUGCCUGCUCCUCACCAUUUGGCUCGCAAUCCUCAACAUCAUCCAUGUCGCUGUCCAGCAGCCAAGCGGCCACAGGCACAGCCACAGCCUCAUCGACAGCCAAGAGCGUGGCUACAACUCUGGCCAGCGGUGGCAGCAGCUUGGUUUCAACAUUGGCUCAACAUUUUUCCGCUGCUAGCAGCAGCACCGCCAGCAAUCUGUUAAAUACAGCUGUGGCAGCCACUACAGGCAGCGGCAGCGCCAGCACUAGCAACAAGGUUUGCCAGCAACAUACAUAUGCACACAUAUAUACAUACACACACGCAUACAUACAGACAUCACCCGUAAGCGCCGCUGCAGCCAUUAAAAGUAUAUUGAAUGCCACCAAAAGUGUCGGCAACAGCAGCAGCAGCAGCAACAAUAGUGAAGUUGCCAUCAGCGAGGAGCAGCAGCAGCCGCCGCCGCAACGCUCGACAGUGGCACAGAAUUUGGUUGGCGGCAUUAGCAUUACUUUGGGCAUUGGCCAACGUAAUGGCACAGCAACGGCAACGGCAACAACCGGAGCUAUUGUUGCCACAACAAGCGCCGCAAGCGGCUUAUCCCCAUUGCGUCAAAAUGGCGACGUGCCACAAAUCUGUCACAAUUUGGCGUCACCGCAGACGCUGCAACAGUUGACAGGCAGUCCAGGACGAGCUCGCGAUCGGAAUCUGUUUCAUUCAUCGGCGCAUGUUGAAACAAAAUCGUUGGCCUUGCCACCACUGCGAGAAACACCUGCGCCCGAACGUGAGGAGCUAUUUCUGCAAAAGCUGCGACAAUGUUGCACAUUGUUCGAUUUCUCGGAGCCGCUAAGCGAUCUAAAAUGGAAGGAAGUCAAGCGUGCUGCAUUGCACGAAAUGGUCGAGUAUCUAUCCAAUCAAAACGGCGUUAUUACAGAGGUUAUUUAUCCAGAGGCCAUCAAUAUGUUCUCUGUAAAUCUAUUUCGCACCUUGCCGCCAUCUUCAAACCCCAAUGGCGCUGAAUUUGAUCCAGAGGAAGAUGAGCCCACUUUGGAAUCAUCUUGGCCACAUUUACAAUUGGUCUAUGAGCUGUUUUUACGCUUCCUCGAAUCACCAGAUUUUCAGCCAAAUAUUGCUAAGCGUUUUAUCGAUCAUCAGUUUGUGCUACAAUUGCUGGACUUGUUCGAUUCAGAGGAUCCACGUGAGCGUGAUUUUCUAAAGACUGUGCUGCAUCGCAUCUAUGGCAAAUUUUUAGGCUUGAGAGCAUUUAUACGCAAGCAAAUUAAUAAUGUGUUUUAUCGGUUCAUUUAUGAAACGGAGCAUCAUAAUGGCAUUGCUGAACUGCUUGAGAUUUUGGGCAGCAUUAUAAAUGGUUUCGCUUUGCCGCUUAAGGAGGAGCAUAAGCAAUUUUUACUUAAGGUAUUGCUACCAUUGCACAAAGCCAAGAGCCUCUCUGUCUAUCAUCCGCAACUAACCUACUGUGUGGUGCAGUUCCUUGAAAAGGAUCCCAGUUUGUCAGAGGCUGUUAUCAAAAGCCUUUUGAAGUUUUGGCCAAAAACGCAUAGUCCCAAGGAAGUCAUGUUUUUGAAUGAGCUGGAGGAGCUGCUGGACGUUAUUGAGCCGGCUGAGUUUCAAAAGGUUAUAGUGCCGCUAUUCCGUCAGAUUUCAAAGUGUGUGUCGUCGCCACAUUUUCAAGUGGCCGAGCGUGCGCUUUACUAUUGGAACAAUGAGUACAUCAUGUCGCUAAUGGCCGACAACUCGCAGGUCAUACUGCCCAUUAUGUUCCCAGCGCUGAAUCGUAAUUCGAAAACGCAUUGGAACAAGACCAUACAUGGGCUCAUCUACAAUGCGCUUAAGCUGUUUAUGGAAAUGAAUCAGCGGCUGUUUGAUGAAUGCAGCAGAAAUUAUAAGCAAGAGAAGCAACUUGAACGCGAGAAGUUUUUACAGCGCGUGGAGCUAUGGCAACAGGUAGAGAGUUUGGCUAAAAGCAAUCCAGAAUGGUCAAAGACGCGACGCUUUAGCGAUUAUGAUAGUCAAAUGUUGUACGAUCAAUACAGUGAGAAUUGUGAUCUUACCUAUGAUAAGUUUGAUCAACAGUCGAGGCCGCAAGCGCCGCCAAAGCAACAGCAACAACAACAACAGUCAAACCAGGAGCCCAGAGAGAUACGAGGUGAACGUAACAAGGACAAGCCGCUGAUGAGACGAAAAUCAGAUUUGCCCACAGACAGUGGCACAGUGCGCGCCCUAUUCGAGCAUAAGCGACCCGAUGAAUACCUGACAACGCCGCCUCCAGAUGCGCAAAACUGUUAGGAGUCCUGCGUCAUUCGCCUGCUGCUGCUACUGCUGCUACUCACAACCCCCUUUCUAGCCUGUAGCUAGUCCUCAAACGCUGGCGUUGAACACACACACACACACCCACACACAAUCCCACUCGGCUGAGUUUCUUUACGAAAAACAAUUUAAAAUAUGUUCUAAUUCUAGUAGUUGAUUGUAAUUUAGUAUAAGGGGGCUUGGAUUGAUGACCUUGCUAAGAGAUGUUUGGCUGAUAAGACGGCGUCGUGGUGCUUUUUAUGGGCAAUAACAACAACAACAACAACACUUGCAGAAAAACACAAUUUUCAAUUUAGUUUUUAUUCAUAUAUACAAUAUA
Molecule: messenger RNA, 3371 nt
Organism: Drosophila busckii
Lineage: Eukaryota; Metazoa; Arthropoda; Insecta; Diptera; Drosophilidae
Gene: wrd
Product: serine/threonine-protein phosphatase 2A 56 kDa regulatory subunit gamma isoform
Exons: 8
Coding region: 125-3031 (968 amino acids)
Biological process (GO): protein dephosphorylation; signal transduction
Cellular component (GO): cytosol; protein phosphatase type 2A complex; nucleus
Molecular function (GO): protein phosphatase activator activity
Source: RefSeq, a predicted model, not a curated record